Molecule: messenger RNA, 1943 nt
Organism: Durotheca rogersii
Lineage: Eukaryota; Fungi; Ascomycota; Sordariomycetes; Xylariales; Xylariaceae
Product: NAD(P)-binding protein
Exons: 2
Coding region: 574-1278 (234 amino acids)
Biological process (GO): import into nucleus
Cellular component (GO): cytoplasm
Source: RefSeq, a predicted model, not a curated record
UCUUCCGUGGCUGUGUCUACCAGGCGCAAUGCGCAACGCCCAGACGCGCCAUCGGUUCAAUACAGAUGGGGACCUACCUACCUCCCCGGUAUUGUAUAAUAUAUCUAUCCAAUAUACCUGGUUAUCCCGAGCUACCUAGGUACUAAGUAUAUCGUUAUAGCCGGUGUCAAUUUUCUACGCCAGUACCGUCUUAUCCCGUGCGUCAUAGAGGAUGCCUUGUCUGGUAGGUACAAACGCGAUGUUACUGCCAAGGACUACGCAAUACUCGACCUGUCCAUCGUCACCCAGGUUGGAUACCUUUCGAACGUCGAAAUACCUCAGCAGCAGCCAUACUGACAACAACGCAUCCGCGGGACACGCACGGCCACACAGUCUACCCGAAUCCACUAUCGUGGUCUUCCUUGGAAUUCCAAUACCCUAGCCGAGCAUUCCGGACAGCCUUAACUCGGGUCCCCCUCCUGGUUUCCCCUCUAAAGCGCACGCGACUCCUCUGUUCUCCUACCCCGUACCGUUUCGGCCCGCGCCGAGAGACCGUAAAGGACGAAGCCUCGCGAAACUCUCGUCCACGUAGUCAUGACAUCGACCGCUGCCGUCAUAGGGAGCACCGGGCUCACCGGCAGCUACAUCUUGUCCACCCUCCUCAGCCUCGACGCCUUCAAGGCUAUCCAUACCAUCUCCCGACGAGCCCCCAACGCCGAGUCGCCCAAACUGGCUGCCACCAUCGAGGCCGACACUGCCAAGUGGGCAUCGAGCCUCUCGUCCAUCAAGCCCACGCCGGCCACGGUCUUCUCCGCCCUAGGAACAACGCGAGCCCAAGCCGGUGGCAUCGCGAACCAGUGGAAGAUUGAUCACGACUUAAACGUCGAGAUCGCCAAAGCCGCGCGCGCCGCUGGAGUCAAGACGUACGUAUUCAUAUCCUCGACCGGCACACGAAAUCUCGUCAGCAGCCAGCUUCCCUACUCCAAGAUGAAGAUCGGGGUCGAGGAUUCGAUCAAGGAGCUCGCAUUCGAACAAGCUAUCAUCGUGCGACCGGGGGCCAUCCUCGGCGAGCGCGAGGUCGCCCACACCGGCGGCGCCUUUAUCAACACCUUCAUCCACGGCCUCGGCAGCACUCUUGGCCGCGGCUGGCAAGACAAGCUGGGCCAGGAUGCCGACGUGAUCGGACGCGCUGCCGUGCGUGCCGCCGUACUAGCGGCCGAGGGCAAGGCGCCUAGCCAGUACUGGGUCCUAGAGCCAGCCGACAUCGUCAAGCUCGGCAGAGACGAGUGGAAGGCGUAGGCCAGUGAGAGAGGCGGGGCCUGGGAAGAUAAUCGGGCUCGCCGUUGUCCUCUUGGAACUAACUACCUAUCUAUGUAUCUGGCAGUUGCGGCGUCUGGCGCGUAGGAUAUCCUCACGAAGGGGUUUGGGAAGGACGAGGAAUGAAAUAGGACCUGUAAGACAACAUGAAGCCGGUUCAAAAUCCCUGCCACAGUACAGCACCCUCCACAUUCGGUCCAGAUACCCUGUUCUCUAGUUGUAUUGUGCAUUAACCAUGCUGUUACCUAGUUUUUUACGUUCACGUUGUUACUGUUAUGUAGCGCCCAGUGCAAGUCAAUAGACGGAACUCGUCUCUCUAUGCAACCAGAACUCAUACCUAGCAAGACCCUGUAACUUGUGCUCUAACGAAUGUUAUUUUACGAGGACGCUAGACUUCUGCCUCGAGGAGACACACUACCACAUCCCAGCAAGGUGAAAGAAGGGGCAUCAACAUACGAAUGACAAGGAAACUGUAGCGGAGCCGUAAAAGGCACUGUACAAUCGAUCUUACCACUCCGUUCCCCACUGUGAGCACUCUAUUCGCAGGAAUGGUUACGCGAGGUUGUCAGUCUGGGGUGCGUGUAACGGCACGAUAUGCCCACUCAUCGAUAGGUAGUGUAGGUUCUACAGUCUAACCCGUGAGAGGC